UUAUUCAGAGAAACACUGUCAGUUUAGUGCUUGCUCUUUGAAUUGGUUGUAUUUAAGUGUUAAGCGCAAAAUGUAGAUAGGGAAUAUUUUGGAGAAUUGUUUUGGAGAAGCAGAAAGGCGCCGAGAUCAGGGGGGCUAACUAAUACUAGAAAGUUGGUGGUGACUAAAGUCAGUGCAGUGAGUUUGGUGGGUCUUAGUCCAGUACUCUGUGGAGAUGUAGCAACAACACACAUGCUCUCAGACAACCACAAUGAGCCAGAGAAAGCAAAUCUGUCUCUCCAUAUGGGAAGUGUUUAUAUUGAGGAAGUGGUACUUCUGCCUUGAGGAUAAAAUGGAGGCUUAACAAAUUAGCAAUCUGGCAACCAGCAUUAAGUUCAAACCCCAGUCAUUAUUGAGAGGAGAGACGAUAAAAAGAACUAACCUAUAGAGUGCGUUAUAGAGGUCUCGCUAGCUAGUGUUCUAACUGUGGACGUGAAUGUGCCCGACCUCUUUGCCUUGUUUCACCAACUCAGGUGAUUCCAAGCCAAGCAUUAAUGGUUUCUCAUGUCUCCUUUCUUUUGUCCCUUUAGAUCAAUCAUGAUGCUUUGGUCCACACAUCCUGAAGAAGACUCUGCUACCAAUAUCUUCAUUUCCAGCUAAAUAUACGUGGCUGUAACAGCUGCCAUGGAAACGUGCUGUACAGAGGAGGCCGUUGGAACCAGCUCUCCAUCUGUCAUCUGCAGGCAAGUUGAGGGAGGGGACCGGAAGCAGGAGGAGAGCAGAGCAGGUGACCGGCUGCCUGAAUGGAGCGAUGUUUCAGUUGUGGCUGUGGAGCAGGCACCCCCUGGCAAGCUGAAGAAAACUGCCUUCAAGCUCUUUGGGGGGAAGAGGAGCAUAUGCACCCUGCCAAGCUUCUUUGGAGGAAAAAAUAAAGGCCAAGGGAAGGGAGCCUCCAAAAAGGGUCUCAGUAAAAGUAAGACACACGAUGGGAUCAGCGACGUUGCAUAUGAGGAUGGGAAAGGGAGGUUGCGGUUGGAGAGCCCCUUGAAUGGAGGGAUGGACUCGCAUCCUCGCCCGCUGCCAAGCUCUCAGAGCGCUCACUUGGCAACAGACGCCAGCGUCAAAUUUGAGUUUGGCAGGCAGGAGAGCUCUCCCUUGGGGAGUGCCGAGGGCUUUGAGAAAAAGCCCAAUGGAGACAAAUCGUUGUCCUUCCCUAGACCCAAGAAAGGGCUGAAGGGUCUUUUCAACAGCAUCCGGCGCCACAGAAAGAACAAAACGGCUGAGUCUGAGAAAGCGGAGUGGGCUGCUGAUUGUGGGGAUGGAAAGCAAGCCAAGAAAACUCGAGAGGCGGGGGCUGAAACCCAGCGAGCCUCUGAGGAGGAGAGUCCAAGAGGCACCCCUCUCCCCGCACCAUGCACAGGGAGGUUGGAUGGUAACUGCUCGCUGAGCACAACGACCAACCUGGGAGAAAACACCGACUGGCUCAUGGCUGCUCAAAGUAGCUCGGAAGGAGAUGCAGCAAUGGUGCCAGUGGGCAAAGACGAUAUUCUAGAUGUGAAAUUGGAUGCAGAGACUAUUGUCUGUGCCAGCUCCUCCUACGGUGGCCUCCCAGAUGCACACCAUCCUGACUACCCAGACAACGACCCCCCUUCAGUACACUCCGGAGACCAGCUCAGCUUGAUCUUUGGAGAUGUCACUUCCCUUAAAAGUUUUGAUUCCCUCACUGGGUGUGGAGACAUAAUUGCUGAGCCAGACAUCGACAGUAUUGCUGAGAGCACGAUCUCCGUGGAGCGCAGUAGAGACGCUGCCAAGAGAAGCUCAUGCCUUGUCACUUACCAGGGAGGAGGGGAGGAGAUGGCCAGGCCAGAGGAGAUAGAGGAGUACCUCCAGCAGCUGUGGGAGGGCACCACCGAGGCGGACAGCUGCUACGAAACCAAGCUGCCUCAGCCCAUAAACAGUCCCAACCUGCAGGGAGUGAAUAGCAAGCUGGAGACUUGCGGCUUACAUGAGGCGGCGGCCCAUCUGUAUGCUGGAGGUGUGAUGGAUGAUGUAGAGCUCUUAACACCACCCAGUGACCAGCAAGAAUCUGCCCCCAAUAGCGAUGAGGGUUAUUAUGACUCUACCACACCAGGGCCAGAGGAUGAACUUGGGGAAAUCAAGAAGGACCGUCUCCCAAGAGACAGUUACAGCGGUGAUGCACUUUAUGAGUUUUAUGAGCCCGAUGACACCCUGAUGAGCCCCUCUCUCGGGGACGAAUCCUUAUUUGAGAGCAAAGCAUCUCAUCCAGAGAUCUUCAGCCGUUUCUUAGACUUUGCUGUCCCUGCCGAGAAGAACCUUAUUCAGAUGAUGGGGCAGAGCAGCGGAGUGAUGGAGACUGAGGAAGAGAGGCUGGCUGCUAUUCAGAAACAGCUGCUGUAUUGGGAGCUUCAGAGGGAACCAGCUGUAAAACAUCUGGAUGUCCCCAGCAAAGAGAAAUGUCCCAGAGACAAGCAAUACAUUGAAUGUAAUACUAGAGCAGCCAAAUUAAUUGGCAAAAAUCAGAGUUGCCUUGGUAGCGAGCAAGUUGCUUCUCCAGUUUUGAGCAGAAGUGUAGAUGCUGGGAUUUCAGUGUCGAGACUGGAAAAUCCUGAGUGGAGGGACUUUCAAGGGACACAGUGUCCAGAAAAGUAUUACAAUGGCCAAAAAGCCCAAGGAAGUUGCCUUAUUCAGCUCAUGAAAAACAACUCUGUGUUUGAUUCUGAUUUGGAUCAUGCAGUGUUUGGGGGACUAAAUAGCUUAGUCCCAGCCAAAACUGUGACCGUGACCUGUCCCAGCUACAGAACACAUGACCCUGAUAGCUGUUUUCAAAAUGAACACCGCAGCAGAGUGGAAAACUGCCUCAGGGAACCCCAGACAGAAAGUGAAUGUGAACCCGAGCAUGCUGUUAACUUCUCUCAGGCGCUGGUUGAGUUCACUAGCAGCGGCACUCUCUUCUCCAGCCUCUCUGAAAGCCUUGGUAGCUCUGAUUCAGGGUCUUCCUUCACUCAGAACCUUUCUGUCCUUCCAACCAUGGUCACUUUUGACAUAGUGGAUGUGGAGCAGGAAGGUGAGGGAGAAUGUGAGCAGCAUCUGGAGAUGAAUGCCGACGAGGACAUUGCUGCAUCCUUUGAGGCCUUUGAUGACAGCUACGUGCAAAAGGAGUCCUUUGCUGAAUGUGAUGAACGAAUGUUCCCGGGAUAUCCCCAAGACUCUUUCCAGAGCUGUAACUGGGGUGUUGGCAGCCUUCCCCGUCACCUGCACCUGCACGGCUUGAGCCCCUCCAUGCCAGCACCACUCUCCAUCAACAGAAGGAGCAGGUCACUUGACACGGAGAGCUUGGAGUUGGAGCUUGCAGAUAUGCCUCUCUCCAAGAAUGGCCUUAAGCCUUGUCAGCUCUGGUCUAAAUGGGACAGUGGCAAAAAGGACUCUGUCCCCAGGCUGAGCAGAAGCAAGGAUAGCAUUCAGCUGUCUCCUUCCGAAGGAGGAGAAGCUGAUGGGGUCCUUACUUGGCCAGGGUUGCAGCAUGUAGAGUACAAAGCCGAGUUUCCCUCAGGGGGAGAGAAACCGUGGAGCUGUACUCCGACUGCAAGGGCUGCUGUUGUCGAAAGCAACUGGAAUACAUCUGAGCAGUCAGAAGUGAAUUCCCCUUACGUGUCCCUGGGAUGGAACAAUGCCAGGGAGACUCCGGACAGGAUGCCUCAGGAUACUGGGGCCAGUAAUUUAAUGCUUCAGACACCUAGACACAUGGUCAGACCAUCCAAUUUACCUCUGCAGAUUGAGACAAGACAGGCCCAAGAGGUGUCUAGCUCCUACAGGUAUCCUAGAGAAAAUAUGGCCAAAAAGCUGGCUCGCGUGCUACCUUUGGGAGAAAAAGGGGCUGACUUACCUCAGAGCUUCGCUUUCACGCAGUCCCCUAACAAAACAGCAAAGUGCAAACUUGUUGGCAUUACACAAGGAACGCUCCAGUUUCACGAUGGCACUGAGACCUUAAAACCCUCAGCUUGCUUUGCUGAGCGUUAUGGAAGCUCCAGUACAGACCUGCUGAAAGAGGGACCCGUACAUGGGAACACGCUGCCCAUUAGCUGUCAAAGCACUACAGUGAAUGUAACGGUAGCCAAAUAGCUAAUACUGGAGGGCUGAGGGAGGGCAGCCAAGGGUUAACUUUCAGGGAGGGGUGGGGUGGUGGGAGGGGGAAAGUAUACUUCAAUGAGUGGUUUUCAUUUAGAAUUGAUCCAACAAAGAUGAACUCUUCUCUCUUGCAGUUGCAGUUGGGUGCAGUAUGUAGUCACUCACAAUGCUGCUGGUGUUCUGCACUGCUGUGGGUGCUCUGUUGUGGUUUUGUGUAGGCCACCUCCUAGUUUCGUAGACUAAUGCUUGAGGCACCAGUUUUUGUUAGUGUGAACCACCACUCUAUUGACUAUAAUAAACUGUGCAGAGCAAGUAUCAAUACAUAGUGCAGUUGCUGUUGGAAUAAAAUCCCCUGGAAAUAGACUCCCAGUUCAGGCUAGUUUUCUGCAGAUCUAUUUAAAGGAACACCAUCAACUGCCAAAAAUCAUAACUCUGAAUGUUUUUAACAAGAAAUGAAUGGCUGUAACUGUAGCAUCAGAGGGAUGAUAAAUAAUAUCUUCCCAGUGUGUUUGCUUUGUGCAUUUGGCAACACUUGAUACACACUCAGACUUAUGGUUUCACAUGUGUGGUCCUUUCCUCCCAUUUAUGUGGAUCUUUCACACAGUGACAUGGGGAAAAAACAGGAAAAAGUGGAUGUAAAACUAGAAAUUGGCAGGGGACUUGAGACAGGUGCAGUACCUGAAACUACUUAACAAUUAGAACAAUAUUCAAAAGCAAUUAAAGGUUUUUGUUACAAUUUACUUCCGGUGAAGCUUCUUUUUGACAGAUUUUGGAAUGUUUUCCACACUCUCUCUCAUCACCUCAGAUCCCUUCUCAGGGGAGAAGUGAGAGAAAGUAUGGCAUCUGCAUCUAGUUUGUUUUCUCCCCACCAAAGCAAAAAUCAUUCAAAAAGAGAAACAUUUCAAGCCAAACAGAGAACUUUCCUAUAGAUUUUCAUUUUGGUCAAAAAGAUCUUUUCCGUUGUGUGUAGCAGUGGGGAGGGAGUUUUCCAACCAGCUCUAUUUUUAAUUCACUUUAUUUAAACAACACCCCGUGCGCCCCCCCCCCCCCCCCCCAAUAAAAAAGCAACCUACAUGUUGAUGGUGUCCCUUUAAGAAUAAAAUGUCAACAGUCCCCUUAUUUCUUUGGAGUGAUCAAACUUCAUGGUAUAUAAUGUUCAGCCGAAAUAUUUUUCUUAUGUGCUUUGCCCCAUCUCCCUAAGACAUGGGACGUGGCUCUCUGAGCUGUGGUGCAAGUGAAAUAUCUUUUAUAUAAGCUAAGUUGGAUCACGCCCGUAGCUGUUAAGUUGCAGAUGUUGAUGCUUUUCUUCAAAAGUAAGUGUUGUGUUUUGGAUUUUUAUUUUCUUUGCAUACAUUCAUACGAGGAAAGUAUUCUGUUAAUUGGAAUACGGGAUGUAACACAGCCUAAAUUAGGCUUCACAAUUUCUUUCUCCCGUCUGGAGGAAACGACAAAGCUGCACAUAGUGCCACCCUUUUGCUCCCACACCUUGCAGGGACGAUGGAGGAAGUAGCAAGCUGUGGAGAUGCACUUUGCUCUUGAGAGAGGGCUGAUUGCAUUGACAAAGCUCUUGAAAGCACCUGUUUCGGGCUGUUGGAGCAGAGCACAUGUCUAAACGCAAGGAAACUCCUUUGUCCUUGUCAGUCUUAAAUACAUGAUUUCAGUCUCUUAUAUAGAUCUCUUUUCCUCCUAGCUGGGUCUUGCUGAGUCUCUCCAUGCCUCAGUCAAGGUUGAUAUUCUUGGACUUAAUCUGGUUCCUGGUGGACUACAGUGCACUAAAAAAAUUGCCCUUUCCUGUUUUUUUUGUUUGUGAUGCAGAGAGACUUUCUCAAUGGUUUAAAAAUAAAAUUGCAAAAUUUUAAACUAGAAAUAUCAGGUCCUCCUCUUUCUGCCUCCUUUUGGCAAAAUUUUUGGAAGAUCUGAAUAGUGAUGUCCCACAUGUAUCUUUCUAUCACAUACUCUCCCCAGCUAAUACUGAUUCUGAAAUGUGCAUAAAUUCCAGUCACAUCAGAUAACCAGGCUACAACUCUCUUAUCCAAUAACCCAAUUACAAAUAUGUUUCCAGUUUGUAGUGUAGACUGGAGCUUAAUGGUUUUAUAUACCCAGGCUGAAAGUCCCAUCUAUGAUACACAUUUGGAGUCAUGUUCCUAAAUGGAUUAGCAAACAUCUGAAUUGUAACCAGGUGUGACGGUUCCUUCCCCACUCUGAACUUUAGGGUACAGAUGUGGGGGACCUGCAUGAGAAGCUCUAAGCUCAAUUAACAGCUUAGAUCUGGUCUGGCUGCCACCACUCCCAAGUACUAAUU
Molecule: messenger RNA, 6427 nt
Organism: Trachemys scripta elegans
Lineage: Eukaryota; Metazoa; Chordata; Testudines; Emydidae
Gene: AMER1
Product: APC membrane recruitment protein 1
Exons: 1
Coding region: 664-4119 (1151 amino acids)
Biological process (GO): regulation of canonical Wnt signaling pathway
Cellular component (GO): plasma membrane
Molecular function (GO): beta-catenin binding; phosphatidylinositol-4,5-bisphosphate binding
Source: RefSeq, a predicted model, not a curated record